Molecule: messenger RNA, 2960 nt
Organism: Orbicella faveolata
Lineage: Eukaryota; Metazoa; Cnidaria; Anthozoa; Scleractinia; Merulinidae
Product: TNF receptor-associated factor 6-B-like
Source: RefSeq, a predicted model, not a curated record
CACUUUCGACCAUUGCGAGGGAUCAGUAGAGUGUACGAACUAAAUUAAUUGGAACAAUCGAGCCAUGCAGAAAAGCGAAGAUUCUCCUUAGUCGAGUAAAAUCAGGCGACAGCAAGAGCAACAACUUCGAAACAACUUGCGUGAGACGGUAACACAAUCCCAAUUGCACUAAUAAGGACUUUUAAAGGGCAUGAUUUACGUAAGGUUUAGUUUGAUUUCAACAAGCUUUCGCUUUCAAUUUACAACAUGGCGGAAGCUCCAAGAAGUCGGCUGCCUUCGGGUUACGACGAGAACUCUGUGAGUGCAGAUGAAGAUGAGAAUCUCUGUUUAAUAUGUCAUUUAUUGCUUAAGGAGCCUGUUUUGACUAGUUGCGGUCACGGGUUUUGUAAAGAAUGCCCCGAGGAACAUUCUAGAAGGCAGGGAGCUCAAGACCAACCUUUAACUUGUCCUGCCGACAGAGAGGGUCUGAACCGAGACCGGGAUGUCUUCCCUGACAAAGCAACAGAAAGGAACAUUCUUUCUUUUGCCAUCAAAUGUCCCAGUAAAGGUUGCGACUGGACUGGAGAACUAAGAAGUAAAGAGGUUCACCUGGCACCUUGUCUUUUCAAAUUCGUCUCCUGUACCAACGAAAACUGUCGUGUGACUUUGCAAAGAAGAGAUCUCGAGGAACACGUAACCACCAUGUGCCAGUGGAGGAUCCUUGAAUGUGAUCACUGGCAGUGAGCCACACCCAGAGUGUAAGAUGCAGAUCACAUUGGACAGUGCAGCAAGUUCCCAGUAUCUUGUCCUAACAGUUGUGGGGCUUUGAUUCCAAGGGAAAUGGUAACACGUUCAAUUUGGCCUUUUUGACUGACGUCCUCGUGUUAAUCGAGCUUAGUUGUCAAAGUUUUAGGCCUGCAAAGUGAAGUUUUAGUUGAAACAGUCCCAAUUUGUAAUUCACUCGAUGACGCCAGUGCCGGCCAGAAUUGUGUACAACUGUAUGCGGAAUAAAGAAAAAUGUUGUCUACUAUUUAUCAGGUAACCCGCGCCUGCUAGUGCAGUCGCUGCGAAAUUUCUAGGGGACAUUUGUACGACGUUGCUAACCUGUUAGGGAGCUUAAGCAAUGACGACCACGAUACGUCACCAAGAUUGAUCGCGGCGCAUAGUAAAAGUGGGGUUUUAUAGUAUGUGUAAUACAGCGAGCAGUCCCAGUCGAUUCUGUGGUUUGUCAGGUGAUAUUGUUCAGCAAUGUGACAUAUUGUUGAUAUUAGAGAUUUAAUACGAUCAUUUCUAUAAAACGAACAUGACGAAGAGACUAUGUUUUAAGCAGGGUUUGAUUUUUAAGCGAUGACGUCAGAAAUUGUGAUCGGUUUAUGCUGGCACACGAUAUUCCUUUGAAUGGGCACCGCAUAUUUGCGCUUAUGUAGCGCACGAUUCACCCCCCUGUGGAAGGGCAAUACACUCCGAGAGGUAGUAAAUAAGCACUGUGUGAGCAUUAUAUGAGCACUGAGACAUCUGAACUAAACUUAUGUGAGUGGGACACGCGAUAGGUCAAGGGUUUACAUUAAAUUUACGUAUUGGUGAGCGUUGUUUAGGGCUGAACUAAACAUAUCUGUGGGCUGAAAUAGUGGUGAAAUUGAACUAGAAUUGAAGAGGGCAUUGAAGAAGUUCGCAGUGAAAGCAGCUGAGAUAGCGGAAGGCAAUGGAAAAUAGUGUUACGAAAAGGUGAGCUAGCUGAAGUUUUUGUCUUUAUCAGAACUGGUUAAUGUAGCUUAGAUUAUAGUCUCUUUAAUGCAAUAGAGAGUGGCAGUUGGGUUACACAACAUUUACAUGAAAGCCAAAGAAUACUCGAGUCGUGUAAGAGGGAAGUUCUGGUUCAUGCUAUUGUUUACAUUUUACCUGGAGGCAAUGUAAUGUAUCUUUCAACUUAAAAAAAUGUAAUUCGAUGAAGAACUAAUCCUUUUGCUGUAAUGAAAACAGCUUAUAACUGUCACGCAUGAUAAGAGCACAAAUUAGGUUUGGUUUGUGAAAAACAACUAGAAGAGUCUAGAAGACGUGAUUUAACUUCAGGAUUUUUAGCUGAAAAACAUUCACAACGGAAGACAGGUUAUUUUUGUAAUAAAACAGAAGGUUUACAGUAGUGAUAAUGAAUUCAAGUUACAAUUUAUUUGCAGGUUUUAGUUUUUUGUAAAGUUUUACAAAUGUGGUAUUUUACAUUUUCUCUUAACAGAAGAGUGAUUGUGAUUAAACAAUAGAUAAUGGUUUUGUCAGUGGUAGAUCAAUGGAAGGCUCAUUAAAAACAGGUAUAAGGUUAAAACAACAAAUUAAUUUCCGGUCAGGUAAUUAGCGUUGCCAAAUGUCUGUAUUUCAAGAUAUGGUGUUGCUUUCAGAGAGAAACAAUGAAAUACGAUUUGUUGUUUUCAAGUUUAUCAUUUGCGGCUGUCUUUUGCAGUUUGUAGGAUCCGCGGAGUGUCUUUAAUUUCAGCGUUUAAAGGAAGAUUUUUAUUGUGGAUUGUGCUUUAUGCAAUAUCCGAUAAUUUUGCGCUCACCGGCAAACUGAUAUUACGAACCCAUCGUCUAUACAUAAAACUUUAGAUCUACAAGCAAGUUGCACACGCGAUAGGUCAAGGGUCAACAUUAAAUUUACGUAUUGGUGAGCACUGUUUAGCCCGGACUUUUUGCUGUCUUGAGAUGAAUUCAAUUAAAUGAGCACUGUCACAGCAGUGUAUGAGCACUGAAAUAUCUGACCUUAUCUGUGAAACGUGAAAUAAACUGUAUUGGUGAAAGUCUGGAUCCGCCACUGGAUUUCUCUUGGGGACAUCUAUCACAAUAUUCUUUUACAUUGUUAUAUUGCAUAAAAAUUUGUAAGCAUCACUGCCGGUCAUUUCGAAAAGUAAACAAAAGGGAGAAAGGUGAAUUGCAUUAUUCAGUUCAAAGAGGAACAAUUGAAGAAAGGGAACAAGUAAGCUUGCGAUGCGAGC